AUGAAAUCCGGAAUAGCUUGUUCACGAGUCGAUGGUUAUUUUAUUUCGAUUUCAGACAGACGUGCUCCCUCCCAGUCACAUGAAUCUCUCUUUGAUCUAAAGCACAGAAACAAUCAAACCCCCAUCGGAUCUAACAAGUUGAAUAUGGGAGUUGCACAAAAAAGUAAUGGCAUGGAGGAGGCAACACUUGAGAUUGGAAUGGAAUAUAGAACUGUCUCUGGAGUUGCUGGACCUCUGGUCAUCCUUGAUAAAGUGAAGGGACCAAAGUAUCAAGAAAUUGUGAAUAUCCGUUUAGGAGAUGGAUCAACUAGGCGUGGUCAAGUCUUGGAAGUUGAUGGAGAAAAGGCUGUUGUUCAGGUUUUUGAAGGAACAUCUGGAAUUGACAAUAAAUUCACCACUGUUCAGUUCACUGGGGAGGUUUUGAAAACUCCUGUUUCCAUGGAUAUGCUUGGGCGUAUAUUUAAUGGCUCUGGGAAACCAAUUGAUAAUGGUCCUCCUAUUUUGCCAGAGGCCUACCUCGAUAUUUCUGGAAGUUCUAUCAAUCCUAGUGAGAGAACAUAUCCAGAAGAAAUGAUACAGACUGGUAUCUCAACAAUUGAUGUGAUGAAUUCAAUUGCUAGAGGACAAAAGAUUCCUCUGUUUUCUGCUGCUGGACUUCCCCACAAUGAAAUAGCUGCACAAAUCUGUCGUCAAGCUGGUUUGGUCAAACGCUUGGAGAAAACACAAAAUUUGCUUGAGGGUGGGGGAGAAGAGGACAACUUUGCUAUUGUGUUUGCAGCUAUGGGAGUGAACAUGGAAACUGCACAAUUCUUCAAACGUGAUUUUGAGGAAAACGGAUCAAUGGAGAGAGUGACUCUUUUUUUGAACCUGGCCAAUGAUCCUACGAUUGAGCGCAUCAUUACUCCCCGUAUUGCUCUUACCACAGCCGAAUAUUUGGCGUAUGAAUGCGGGAAACAUGUUCUUGUUAUCUUAACUGACAUGAGUUCCUAUGCCGAUGCCCUUCGAGAGGUCUCUGCCGCUAGAGAGGAAGUACCUGGUAGGCGAGGGUAUCCUGGGUAUAUGUAUACGGAUUUGGCAACAAUAUACGAGCGUGCUGGACGUAUUGAAGGCAGAAAAGGCUCCAUCACUCAAAUCCCAAUUCUGACUAUGCCCAAUGAUGAUAUUACACAUCCCACCCCGGAUCUUACGGGUUACAUUACUGAGGGACAGAUAUACAUCGACCGACAGCUCCAUAACAGACAGAUUUACCCACCUAUCAAUGUGCUUCCAUCCCUAUCUCGAUUGAUGAAGAGUGCUAUUGGUGAGGGUAUGACUCGUCGAGACCAUUCUGAUGUCUCUAAUCAGCUAUAUGCAAAUUAUGCCAUUGGAAAAGAUGUCCAGGCGAUGAAAGCUGUGGUUGGAGAAGAGGCUCUCUCUUCUGAGGAUUUGCUAUAUUUGGAGUUUCUGGACAAAUUUGAGAGGAAAUUUGUGGCUCAAGGGGCGUACGACACCCGGAACAUCUUCCAGUCGCUUGAUUUAGCAUGGACACUUCUGCGGAUCUUCCCCCGUGAACUUCUUCACCGUAUACCCGCCAAAACCCUUGAUGCCUUCUACAGCCGUGAGGCAUCCAAUUGAAACACACAGGUACUUCAGUGGACCGUGGCAAGGCGAAGGCAUGACCGUAC
Lactuca virosa is the source of this 1664-nucleotide messenger RNA. Lineage: Eukaryota; Viridiplantae; Streptophyta; Magnoliopsida; Asterales; Asteraceae. The record is from the annotation of a GenBank genome assembly.